AUGGCCGAAGCGACGAGGCACCUCCGCCGCUGCCGGGCGCUGCUCGGCGGCGCGCGCCUUCUCCUCCUCCUCCUCCUCCUCCUCCUCCGCCUGGCGGCGUCCGGGCACAGCCAGCAGCAGCCGGACCCCGCCGAUCCCGAACCGUCGCUUCUCCUCUUGCCGGCGGAGUCCGACCCGGGCGCGCUCGACGGCGGCGGCGCUUCGGGGAUCCUGGUGGCCAACCGGGGGCUGCGCGUGCCUUUCGGCCGCUCCGUCUCGCUCGACCCGUCGCGGGACUUGGUGCUGCGCGUGCAGCCGGGAGAUAAGUGCGUCCUGACGGUGCUGGAGAGCGGGCCGCCUCCCGCGCCUCACCGCCCUGGCGCGCUUUCCCCCAAGCGCUUCCCGUGCGACUUCGGCCCCGGCGAGGUGACCUACACGCACUACGGCUCGCGCAGCCCCGGCCGCGACCGCCUUAGCCUGCAGCUGCGCUACGAUUCCCCCAGCCGCACUCUCAUCGCGCCCUUCACGCUCGAGGCCGAGGUGCUCUCGCAGCAGCUGCGCCUGCUCAGCCGCAACCUGCCCCUCGCCGUGGAGAACCUGCGCGGCCUCAGCCCGCCCCUGGACGCCAAAGUGCUGGCCUUCGCCGAGGCGGGAGAGCCCGGCCGCCCGCGCCGCUGCCGCCUCACCGCCUUGCCUCACCCCGCGGGUAGCGGCAGCCACCUGCCCGCCUACGGGCGCCUCGUGGACUCCAGCGGGCGCCCCCUGCCGCCGGGCUACAGCAACGAUUGCAGCCGCUUCCUGGAGGAUGGCAUCCGCUAUGAGCACACGGCCGCCACGCCCUCGCCCAACCGCGACUACAUCCCCAUGCGGGUGGAGGUACUGGAGGAGGGCGACUCCCUGGAAGGGCCAGGCGAGCAGGAGUAUUUCCAGGUGGUGGUUCGCAUCCGGCCAGGUGCUGAGAACACCACGCCCAAACCGAGCUUUGUGGCUUUGCUCAUGAUGGAGGUGGACCAAUUUGUGCUCACCGCCAUCACCCCGGACAUGUUGGCGGCGGAGGACUUGGAGACCCCAUCCGACCUGCUGCUGUUCAAUCUCACCUCACCUUGGCCCAGCCCAGGUGGGCAGGACAGGACAGCGGGGGAAGACCCCCGGUUCCAGGGUUAUUUGAUAAGCACCGAUGACCCUAGCCGGCCACUCACUUCCUUCACUCAGCAAGAGGUGAGGGAGCUGAAGAUUGCCUACCAACCCCCCACAGUGGACUCUGACCGCGAGCGACUCUUCCAGCUUGAGAUGGAGGUGCUGGACCCUGAGGGGGCCUCGUCGGAACCCUUUGCCUUCGUGGUGGUGGUGAAGCCUAUGAAUACCUUGGCCCCAGUGGCUGUCUUUAAUCGAGUUGCUGGGCCCCAGAUGAUGCUUUUUGAAGGCCAGUCAAGGCCACUUUCUGGCAACCUUGAAAUCAGUGAUGAGGACAACCUGGAUGAGGUGAAGGUUUGGGUUACAAGAGGAUUAAAACAUGGCGAACUCAGGGUUUUGGGUGCAUCGCCUGGUCGCCAGUUUUUUACUGCAGCUGAGUUGGAAGCUGGACGGGUGAUCUACCAACAUGAUGGCAGUGAGCACAGCUACAGUGAUAACAUUAUCUUCCGCAUGGGGGAUGGGCAACACCAAGUGGAGUUUCUUUAUCCAAUCACGAUUGCCCCUGAUGAUGACCAGCCGCCCCUCCUGAAUGCCAACACUGGCUUGGUCCUCAGCGAGCACCAGGUGGUCCAGAUCUCUCCCUUUGUCCUGAGUGCUACUGACAUAGACUCUGAUGACUCAACCAUUCGAUUUGUACUUAAGGAGGUUGAAGGGCUUCCAGGGACAUCCACCCAUCAACGUCUUGGUGAGCUUCUUCUACGUCAGCCAGAGAUUCCAUUAUCUUAUGAGAAGGAGGAAGAUGUGGAAGGGGAUCAUGGUGCUACAUCCUCCUGGCACUUUGUGGAGAGUGAAGGUGUGUAUGAGAAGGAGGUGACUGAGUGGCUGCAACAGGAUAUCUUGGAUGGAAAGUUGUUCUACAGGCACACAGGGCCUCAUAGCACGAACUUUGUGAUGGACCAGUUUGUAUUCUAUCUCCAGGAUGAUAACGACCCACCAAAUCAAUCGGGAGAGCAGGUGUUCAUCAUCAAGGUCCAACCAGUGGAUAACCUGCCCCCAGAAUUGUACCCAGGUACCACUUUGCAGAUGACUGUCCUUGAAUAUCAGGUGACCCACUUCAGAAAGCGCUACCUACGCUACACUGAUUUAGACACCGAUGACAGGGAACUGAAAUAUACAAUACUCACACCACCAACGGACACUGAUGAAAACCACCCUGUGUUGGCAGGAGAAAUUGUCUUGACUGAUAACCCUCUGGAGUCCAUUACACACUUCACUCAAGCACAAAUAAAUCAUCACAAGGUCGCCUAUAGGCCUCCAGACCAAGAGCUUGGCAUCACCCCUAGGGUGGUGCAGUUCACUUACAGUGUAGAAGACACAGCUGGCAAUUCCGUGAGAGGUACCUUCACUCUGUUUCUGCAGCCAGUGGAUAAUCAGCCACCACAGAUCACCAAUGCUGGUUUCAUGGUGUUUGAGGGAGGCCACUUCCUCCUCACCAGCAGUCAGCUGGAUGCCACUGAUAAGGAUACAGACACUGACCGAAUUGUCUUCACCUUAACUGAGACACCCCAGUAUGGCCACUUGCGCUACUUGGAGGAGGGAUUGAUGAUACAGGGUGAAUCUUUUCUAUUAGAUGACAUUGCUAAUGGUCGCAUAUCCUACAAGCAUAGUGGUGACGAGUACACAAGUGAUUCCUUCCAGUUGGAAGUAAGUGAUGGAGUCCAUCAAGUGCCAAUCAUUGUUAAAAUUGCAGUUCAGCCAGUGGAUGAUGAGCGUCCCAGCAUCACCAUCCCUGGUAGUAAUGGUCUUUUGGGAGCUUUUAUUGAUGUGCUGGAAAAUAGUGUUACUGAAAUAACUACUUCUCUGAUCCAGGGGACAGACGAGGAUACCGAUGAGCUGGCAUUAACUUUUAUUCUGGAGGACUCCCCCAAGCUAGGCGAUAUCUUAGUGGAUGGGGUGCCCUCUAAGAGUUUCACCCAGCAGGACCUCAUUAAUGGGGCGGUGGUCUAUGCUCACGUCGGGGGAGAGAUUGGUUUGAAAAAACUGUCUGAUUCUUUCAAUCUUACUAUCUCAGACCUCUCUAAUGAGUGGGUGGUGGGAGGCAGCACAGUAGAAGGGGUGCGUGUAACUGUGACUAUUUUGCCAGUGGACAACAUUGCUCCUGAGGUUAUGGUGGGGGAAGAGCCAUUCACCGUUUAUGAGGGAGGAAAAAAUGUGCUAAGCUUACAGCUGGUGGAUGUGGAAGAUGUAGAUACUCCCAGGGAUGACAUCCUGUGUACCAUCCUAAUACAGUCCACUUCUGGGUACCUGGAAAAUAUUUCUCCAGCCCCUGGGUCCGAAAAAUCCAGGGCUGGGACUGCCAUCAGUGCAUUUUCCAUCAAGGAUAUUCGUCUUGGACACAUCAACUAUGUGCAGAGCAUCCAUAAGGGGGUAGAACCUUUGGAAGACAGAUUUACUUUCCACUGCUCUGAUGGUAUCAACUUCUCGCCACACCAGUUCUUUCCCAUUGUUAUUAUCCCGACCAAUGAUGAGAAACCUGAACUGUUUGUACGUGAGUUUGUGGUGCUGGAAGGGAUGAGCUUGGUGAUUGACACUCCUAUUCUUAAUGGUGCUGAUGCUGAUAUUCCUCCAGAUGAGUUGCGUUUCUUCAUAACUGUUCCUCCUAAGCAUGGACAGAUUGUUAAUCAGCUGGCCACUGGCACUGUGUCGGUACGCAAUUUCACUCUGGAAGAAAUCCGGGAGGCAUCCAGCAUUGUGUAUGAACAUGAUGACUCAGAGACUAAAGAGGACACUUUCAAAAUCCAAUUGACUGAUGGCCUGCACACAGUGGAGCAAGAAGUGUUAAUUAUGGUCAUCUUGGUGGAUGAUGAGACACCCAGGAUGUCUAUCAAUGAUGGAUUAGAAGUGGAGAUUGGUGAGUCCGAAGUUAUCACUAAUCAAGACCUCAAGGCCACUGAUAUUGAUUCAGAGGACAAGAUGCUCACUUACAUUAUUCGUUUGUUACCCAGGCAUGGCCUUCUGCAGCGUAUGAGCAAAGAAGGAGAGUUGCUAGGCAAUAUUACCCUGGGCAUGAAUUUCACACAGGAUGACAUAGACCAGGGUUGUAUACGCUAUAUUCACAUUGGCCAGCAGGGAGUCCGUGACUUAGUUAAGUUUGACGUUACUGAUGGCAUAAAUCCUUUGAUAGACAGAUACUUCUACAUUACCAUCAGUGGUAUUGAUAUGGUCUUCCCUGAAGUGAUCAAUAAAGGAGUCACCCUGAAAGAAGGUGGAAAAGUGACACUCACUACUGACCUCCUCAGCACAAGUGACAUUAACAGCCCUGAUGAGCAUCUCAGGUUCAGUAUCACCCGGGCCCCAAGCAGAGGUCACUUGGAGAACUCUGACAGCCCUGGAAUUCCAGUCACUACCUUCACGCAACUCCAGCUAGCUGGAAACAAGAUUUAUUACAUCCAUACUGCAGAGGAUGAGGUGAAGAUGGAUAGCUUUGAGUUUGAAGUGACGGAUGGCUAUAACCCAGUCUUCCGCACUUUCAGGGUCUCCAUUACUGAUGUGGACAAUAAAAAGCCUGUUCUAACAAUCCAUGACCUGACAGUUCAAGAAGGGGAAACCAAACUGAUCACCCCAUUUGAGCUGAACGUAGAUGAUCGAGACACACCUGACCAUUUACUUCGUUUCAUAAUUACCCAAGUCCCUGUCCAUGGCCAGAUAAUUUACAACAACAGCUACUCUGUGUCCAGCUUCACUAAACAAGACUUAAAUGAGAACAUGAUCAACUACAGACAUGAUGGCACAGAAACUAGCCAAGAUAGCUUCUCUUUCACGGUUACUGAUGGGACCCACUUGGACUUCUAUGUUUUUCCUUAUACCAUGCUUGAAACACAUCACCCACAGAUGAUGAAGAUCCAGAUCAAUUCUCUGGACAAUGGUGUGCCACAGAUAGUAGUGAAUAAGGGUGCCCCAACCCUCAGAAGUGUUCCAACUGGUCACCUAGGCUUCUUAAUUACCAGCAAGACCCUGAAGGCAGAAGACAGAGACAGUCCACACAAAGUGCUGAAGUACAAGAUCACAGAAGGACCAAAACAUGGACUUCUCAUUAAUACCGGCCUAGGAAAUGGAAGUGUUAAAGCUUUUACACAAGCUGAUAUUGAUGAUAUGAAGAUCUGUUAUGUCCUGAAGGAAGGUGAAAAUGCUACUAGUGAUAUCUUCUACUUCUCAGUUGAAGACAGUGGAGGAAACAAGUUGAAGAGCCAACCUUUCCGUUUGAACUGGGCUUGGAUUUCUCUGGAAAAGGAGUAUUAUAUUGUAGAUGAAGAUUCCAGGGCUCUGGAGGUAACUCUAAAGCGCAGAGGAUAUCUCGGGGAGACAUCAUUCGUUAGCAUUGGGACUAAAGAUGGCACAGCUGAAAAGGAUAAAGAUUUCAAAGGAAAAGCCCAGAAACAAGUUCAAUUCAACCCAGGACAGACCAUGGCUACCUGGAGAGUAAGAAUAAUAGUAGAUAACGAAUAUGAGGAAUCAGAGGUUUUCCAGAUUAUUUUGUCAGAUCCAGUUAUGGCUGCCCUGGAAUUUCCAGAAAGGGCCACAGUGGAAAUUGUGGAUCCAGGUGAUGAAUCAACUGUGUACAUUCCUGGAUCAGAGUAUAGAAUUGAAGAAGAUGUUGGUGAGCUGCUAAUUCCUGUCAGGAGAUCUGGAGAUGUUAGUAAUGAAUUAAUGGUCAUUUGUUCCACACAUCAAGGAUCUGCCACUGGCACAAUUCCUUCCGCUGUCUUGUCUUACUCUGACUAUAUCUCUCGUCCUGAAGACCAUACCGGCCUCAUUCGCUUUGAUAAGGAUGAGACUGAGAAAACCUGCCGCGUCAUCAUUAUUGAUGAUUCACUUUAUGAGGAAGAUGAAACUUUCAAUGUCACACUAAGUAUGCCAAUGGGCGGACAAAUUGGAACAGAAUUCCCCAGCACCAAAGUAAUCAUUUUAGCUGACACAGAUGAUGAACCGGCUUUUUACUUCGGUGACACAGAAUAUCACACCUCUGAGAGUGCUGGUUAUGUGGAAGUUCGUGUUUGGAGAACUGGAACAGACCUAUCCAAAGCAGCCACUGUCACUGUGCGUUCCAGGAAAACAGAACCAAUAUCUGCAGAAGCUGGAGUUGAUUAUGUUGGCAUCAGCCGAAACCUGGAUUUUGCUCCUGGUGUAAAUAUGCAGACUUUCCGAGUGACCAUCUUGGACGAUCUGGGACAGCCUGUCCUUGAGGGACCUGAAAAGUUUGAACUUGUUCUCCGGAUGCCUAUGAAUGCAGUGCUGGGGGAACCAAGUAAAACUACCAUCUUCAUCAACGAUACCAUCACUGACUUACCCAAAGUCCAAUUCAAGGAACCGCUAUACACAGUGAAUGAAAAAGGUGGCCAACUGACAGCUAUAGUUUACCGUAGUGGUGAUAUUAACCAUAAGUCCACAGUCCGCUGCUACACUCGCCAGGGGUCUGCCCAGGUUAUGAUGGACUACGUGGAGAGACCAAACACAGAUAACUCUGUAGUAGUGUUCCUCCCAGGAGAGAUAGAGAAGCCUUGUGUGGUGGUCCUGAAGGAUGAUCUCUUCUAUGAAGAGGAGGAAGAGUUCAGACUAGUGCUUGGAUCACCAAAAAGCACUUCUACAUUUGGUGCCUCCAUUGGGGAACAAAAAGAAACUUUGGUGAAAAUUAAAGAUGAAGAAGACAAACCAGUGAUAAAAUUCUCUGAAAUCAAAUACAGCAUCCAAGAACCUCAGGAGCCUGGGGAGACUGCAGUUGUCAAGAUCCCUGUCUUACGUCUGGGGGACAGUUCCAAAGUUUCUAUUGUGAGAAUCCAUACUAAGGAUGGUUCAGCUACCUCUGGAGAAGACUAUAAUCCAAUGUCUGAUGAUAUUGAAUUCAAAGAAGGGGAAACAGAGCAUUUUGUGGAGGUUGAAAUUUUGUAUGAUGGGGUGAGAGAAAUGCGUGAAGCAUUUACAGUCCAUUUGAAACCUGAUGAGAAUAUGGUAGCUGAGACUCAGAUGAACAAAGCCAUUGUGUACAUUGAAGAAAUGGACAGUGUGGCAGAUGUGACUUUCCCAGCUGUGCCCCAGGUUGUAUCCCUCCUGCUGUAUGAUGACACUGCUAGAAGCAAAGGGAACCCCCAGCCCCCAACUGGCUACCCUGUUGUGUGUGUAACGGCAUGCAACCCGAAAUAUUCAGACUAUGACAAGACUGGAUCUAUUUGUGCUGCUGAAAACAUCAAUGACACACUGACCUCGUAUCGCUGGCUUAUCAGUGCUCCAAGUGGCACUGAUGGUGUUACCAGCCCCAUGCGUGAAGUGGACUCCAACACUUUCUUCACUAACACCAAGUCAAUUACCUUGGACUCCAUCUAUUUCCAGGCUGGUUCAAGGGUUCAGUGUGCGGCACGGGCAGUCAAUGCCAAUGGAGAUGUGGGUUUGGAAUUGCUGAGCCCAAUUUACACAAUUAACAGGGAAGAAGGUUUGUGUCAACCACGUAUUCCAGGAACAGUAGGAGCAGAGCCUUUCUCAGCCAAAAUACGUUACACGGGUCCUGAUGAUCCUGACUAUCCCAACCUGAUCAAAGUUACAGUUACAAUGCCUCAUAUGGAUGGAAUGCUGCCAGUUAUUUCAACCAGACCGUUGUCCAACUUUGAGCUGACUCUUAGUCCCGAUGGUACUCGUGUUGGCAACCACAAAUGCUCCAACCUCUUGGAUUAUAAUGAGAUCGAGACAAAAUAUGGAUUCAUCACAGACAAUGUCAAGAACCCAGAAGUGAUUGGAGAAACUUCACCCUACCAGUAUAGCAGCACUGUGCGGUCUGCCAGGACCUUGCGUUUUUACCGCAAUCUCAACCUGGAGGCCUGCCUGUGGGAAUUUAACAGCUACUAUGACAUGUCAGAACUGCUGACUGACUGCAGUGGCUCCAUUGGCACAGACGGUCAGGUGUUAAAUCUGGUUCAGUCGUAUGUGACUCUCCGAGUGCCCCUCUAUGUCUCCUACGUCUUCCAUUCGCCGGCUGCUGUCGGGGGCUGGCAGCACUUUGAUCUACAGUCCGAACUGAGGCUCACCUUUGUGUACGAUACCGCCAUCCUCUGGAAGGAUGGCAUCGGAAGCCCGCCAGAAGCAGAACUCCAAGGCUCCCUCUACCCAACCAGCAUGCAAAUCAAUGAUGAAGGGCGGCUGGUGGUCUAUUUCAGGACUGAGAUUCGAUUCAGGGGGCAAUUUGUAAUGUCGCACCCAGGUACUUCUCUGUCAUCCAUGGUGAUGUCGGCUGAUCACCCUGGCCUCACAUUCACACUGAGCCUUUCUCAAAGUGAGCAAACCUUCCACCAGCCUAUGCAGCAAUGGAAAUUUGUCUCCGAUUUUGCUGUACGUGACUAUUCUGGUACUUACACUGUGAAGCUUAUCCCUUGUAUUGCCGCACCCAGCCAGGAAUAUACCCAGCCUGUCAUCUGUAGCCCACGGGAGCCAAUCACCUUUGAUCUAGAUAUCAGGUUCCAGCAGGUCAGUGAUCCAGUAGCAGCUGAAUUUAAUCUGAACACCCAGAUGUUUCUGUUGUCCAAGAAAGACCUGUGGCUAUCUGAUGGCUCCAUGGGAUUUGGAGAAGGAACUGAUGUUGCAUUCACAGAAGGUUCUGAAAUAUAUGGCCGGGUUAUGGUGGAUCCUGUCCAGAAUUUAGGAGAAUCUUUCAUCUGUAACAUUGAGAAGGUGUUUCUGUGCACUGGGGCUGAUGGGUAUGUCCCCAAAUACAAUCCAGAUAACAAAGAAUAUGGUUGCCUAGCUGACUCCUCUUCCUUAUUAUACAGAUUCAAGGUUUUGGAUAAAGCUCAACCGGACACCCAGGCAAAAGUGUUUGGAAAUAUGGCUUUCCAUGCUAAACUAGCAGUGGAUCACAUAGAUGGUUACCCAUUGGUAAAGCAGCCUGGGUCUGAUGGAUUCAGCUUGUUAUCGACUCCACUAUUCCAGGUAGCAGCAGGUCGAGAGUGGUACAUCCACACUAUCUACAUGGUUCGGUCACGUGAGAAUGCCCACAGGGGCCUAGGGAAGAGAAGUGUUGAGUACCACCAUGUUUUAUCUUCAGCUGAUGGAAUCCCUGGUGCCACACAUUUUGGACGCACUCGAAGAGCCAUCUCAGAUACUCCUGCUCUUGCACAAGAUAUCGGUGCAGAUAAGAAUAGAGGCACCAACAUCCAGCAUAUAGCUCUUGACCGUUCUAACAAAAUGAUCAUGAAGCAGAAAGAUCGAUCCCUAGCAGGUAAACCUUAUGAGAAGCCAGUCUUGGAAAUCACUGGAAAUGAUGUGGAAGACAGGAUUGUACCCAUUGUCGGAGGUGCAGCAGGCCUGCUGCUUCUGAUAUGCACUAUUUUGAUAGUUGCUUUCCUUCUGAAGCGAAAAGGACAUUCGACUGAUGGGAAAACAAAUUCAUGCAUCAACUAUUCCAACAGUAAUGAAACUGUUACCACACAGCACAGUGACAGCUCUGAAGUCUAAAUGCAUCGCCGAGGUGAGGGUUAUCCUUUGAAGAUACUUCAUCAUUUUUUUAAAAAAAUAUCCAGUUUUGGUGGGGGCUGUGUUCAUACAGACUUGGAACUGACUGCUGCAGUUUUCAUGCUAGGUUGUGUGUGAUUCCAGCAUAUGAAAAGUGUAGCAAACAAGAUGAAGUGUAUAGAAGUGUGAGUGACUUAUUUAUAACUCCCCCCAUCCCCAGGACAAGCUCCCGGAAUAAAAUGUUCAUUAUACCUAGCAUAUUUUUUACAAAUGGUGCUCAAAAACUCAUCAGCUAGCAGCUAUAAAUGUGCCUUAUCUACAAACAUGAAAGCCUGGUGCUCUUCAAAGGGAUAUUGAUUUCCUUUUCAUUUAAUUUGUAUAGUGUCUAGAGUUAUAUACCCUUCUUGUAUAUGGAAAGGGGGUGGUCGAAAGAAGGGGUCAGAUUUUAACUAGAUAGUGUAGAAGUAAAGUAUCUGUAAUUAAAUCUCCAAGUAGAAUUGUAUUGUCUGUAUGGAUGAAAGAAAUACUGCAUUGGGAAAAUGCUAUGCUUAUUUAAAGUUGGUAUUUCCUGAGUGUUUUAACCUACAGGUAUUAUACGUAUACCUUAUUGCAAGCUCUAAAAGCUGAUGUGUACUUUAUAUUGUAUCAUGAUAAACCUAAAUCAUUGUUAUUAGAUGGUUCUUCCUUUUGUCUGCCUGCCGUUAGUAAAAUGUCCAUUACUCUUAUUUCAAAUAGUUCCCUGUUAAGGGAGCUUGGCAAAUAUUGUAAGAUAUUGUGAAUAACUUUUAAGACAUUUGUUUCCUGUAAUUUGUUCCCAUGCUCACUGGCCAUUCAAUUUGUAAAAAAACAGCUAUUAUCCAUCUAGGCAAUCAGAGCAAACGCAUACAACCACUUCAGUACAGGAACUUCACCACUAAAUACUUGGCAAAAGGCAAUUUUGUAAAGGGUUUUUUCCAAUGUUGUGUUAGUGGUAUGAGGAACCUAAACUGCAUAGGCACUUUUUGCUUGAUUCUCUACUUGUAUGAAAUAGCAGCCAUGUCAUUCAAUGCCCCCACCCCUUUAUGUAUGCAGGAAAACCUAUUUCCUUGAUUUAUCUAUGGAUAAUACAGAAACAAAUUACAGAAAAUUCAUUUAUCUUACAUAGAGUGUUUGUGAAUUUCCUAUCUAUGGCUAUUUCUGCCUAGCACUCUAGAAUGUGUUUUGGAUUCAAACAAGCUCUGCUCACAGAAAGUUCAAAUUACCUGUUUACAGCAGAAUCUUAUGCAUAUUUACUCAGAUGUCAUACUAAUAUCAAUGGGACAUACUCCCUAGUGUGUUUUUAUAUGGCAGCUGUAAUCAAUUAAUUGGUUAUAGAAUAAGCUAUGGAAAGCCUUUUGACCACCCAAAAAGGUGUCCCUGAUUAAUUGGACAGGCAAUUUUAAUUUUUUAAAGUAUUUGUAUAUUAAACAUGGUUUAAUGGGAAUGCCUGGUACAAUAUUAGAAAAAGCAUUUUCCUUCUUUUAUAUUCAGGAAAAUGCCCUUUAAUGGUGCCUGGAACAAGCACAUUGCAAUAUCACAAAGAAACCAAACUAUUAUCUAUGUAUCUGCAAAUACAUAAUAUUUUUUUCUAAAAUGUCCAGAGAACUUCGGCCAUUGGGCAGUAUAAAAAUGCAAUCAAUCAAUCAAUCAGGCAAUUUAAUUGAUUAAAAAUCAGGUUGAUUGAUUUUUAAUUUUAUUUUCAUCAGCUGACACCCCUGAAUACAGUAUUUGUAGAUACUGCAAGUUGGUUUAAAAAUACGUCCCUGGGAAUGGGAAAGGACAGACUGUUUCUCAAGCCGUCAAUUAACAACUUUGCCUCCUGCUUUCCAGAAAGAGGAAUAUUCAGUAUGGUUGGACUAUUGGCCAGUCCACAAGUGCAAGCUCACAACCAUUUUACUAUGGCAGCUACUCUCAUAAAAUUUAGUAAUUUGUAGCCUUGGUCAUUCAUCCAUCUUGUUCAAAUUGUAAUUUAUUUAAAAUAUGUAUACCAGCUAGGAGCCUUCACUCACCCAGGUUUCCACUGUGGUCCAUGUUAAUGAACAGUUUGCCUACCUCCAAGACCCGUGUUGCUUAGGACUGGUUUACAUUACCCUCCUAAAUAAGGUGCAUAUGUAUUUUAAUCCCUGCCUGUUUUGAAAUAGUAAAGGAAACUCUACUAGUGGCAACUACAGGCAUAAAGGCCGGAGGGACUUUGAGGACUGGGUUACCUUGGUUUACACUCACCAAGAUGUGCUUCCAAGUAAACAUGCAUGGAUUGCAUUGGCAGUGAUGUGCAUUUUAAAGAGCGGUAGAGGCUUUUGCUCCUGCCCAAAUGGGGCACUCUUUCCUCCCAUGGUGCCAUAAAACUUAAGGCAAAUUAAUCCACUGAGCCCCACCAACCCAGUCUAUGUAUAGCAGCUGCUGGUGGGAGUCGUCUUCUUUCUGCAGCAUCUAAAGAGGUGGAAAGGGACUAAAAUACAAGCAUUCCUUCGUUACCUCUCCUAGUGUGUGAUCCGCCCUUACUGAAAAGCUGUUUCCUGCAGUUUAUGGAAUUGGAGGCAAGGAGUAAAAUAUACAUUACACCAUUUUAUAUUUCAAUAUACAAGCAAAGCAGGUUCAGCCAAGCACAAGUCAAGCACUGAAAUGUAUCGUUGAACUGUACUAUGCUAUACUGAUUAUGUUCUAUAAUUGUGACCUUGUGCUUUGUGAAAUUGCCAAAACAUUUUUAGACAGUUAUUUUAUAAAAGCGUUUUCUUCCA
Elgaria multicarinata webbii is the source of this 12362-nucleotide messenger RNA. It is a transcript of the gene FREM3, whose product is annotated as FRAS1 related extracellular matrix 3. Lineage: Eukaryota; Metazoa; Chordata; Lepidosauria; Squamata; Anguidae. The transcript has 24 exons. Gene Ontology annotation, cellular component: membrane. The record is from RefSeq and is a predicted model, not a curated record. Gene Ontology annotation, biological process: anatomical structure morphogenesis; cell communication. Bases 1 to 9609 code for a protein of 3202 amino acids.